CAUAGUUAAUUGAGGGGACUGGUUAUGAAGCUCGGCGAAGAACAAAGGACUAUGUCUUUGUUUACGUUUUUAAAGGUCACGUGACAAUGACCGUGCACACAUUUUCAAGAUGGCGUCGCUUGCCUGUGCGCGUGUUCUCGAACGGUGAAAGCUUAAAGUUAAUUUAGAGCGUAUUGGAAAAGAUUUAUUGGUCACACAGGUGUUGAACAGUUAGAGAAGUAGUUUGUGUUUGUGUAUUGCGAAAUGCCUGGCGAUAACUGUGCGGUUUUCGGCUGUGGCUCGUGUAGAAGGACGAAAGGAAUCGGGAUUUGGAAGCUGCCUUUCCCGAGAAACGACGAGUACAAGAAGUGGAGACUGGAGUGGCUAAAUGAGAUAAAGAAGACUCGUGAAGUUGAUAGCGAUUUCCAGAAACAGAUUGAUGGUGACAGAGUUUAUACAUGCGAGAAGCACUUCGCUCCUGAGGACAUAGAGAUAUUUCAAACGGCGAAAAUGACAAAGAAGAAACCAAUGUUUGGGGCUCUACCUGUUCGGAACAUGCCAAAGAGAAGCCACGAAACGGACAAGACGACUCGAAGGCCGCCAAAAGUUGUAGUGACUGUCGAGGAGACUACUAGUUGUUCCAGAUACUACAAGAAUUUUAGAGACCUGUGUAAACGUGUCAAGUCCCUCAAAACUCUCAGUGAGUGGACUCAACAAGAACUCGAGGACAGGAUUGUCUUAAAGAAAAUUCUGCCUUCGUUACAGAUUCCAGAGCUCGAAAUAGUAAUCGAUGACAGCCUCGGUUUUACUAUUCUUGUUUACGGAUGGCUACUACCUGAAGACCAUGAACUUUACACUAAAAACUUUAGGUCCAUAAACAACAUUACAGCAUCGGACCUUGUGAAACAUGUGGAACGUUGUUUGAUUUGCCCUGGAGUAGAGACGAAUGUAUUUACUGGAUCA
Molecule: messenger RNA, 942 nt
Organism: Stylophora pistillata
Lineage: Eukaryota; Metazoa; Cnidaria; Anthozoa; Scleractinia; Pocilloporidae
Source: RefSeq, a predicted model, not a curated record